Messenger RNA from Tilletiaria anomala UBC 951, 1500 nucleotides. RefSeq lists its product as uncharacterized. The record is from RefSeq and is a predicted model, not a curated record. Bases 368 to 1336 code for a protein of 322 amino acids. Gene Ontology annotation, cellular component: ciliary basal body; motile cilium. Gene Ontology annotation, biological process: cilium assembly; regulation of cilium beat frequency involved in ciliary motility; positive regulation of cell motility. The transcript has a single exon. Lineage: Eukaryota; Fungi; Basidiomycota; Exobasidiomycetes; Georgefischeriales; Tilletiariaceae.
AGAGGGAAAGUGAAAAGGAGGGGAGUCAGCGAUGGCCAAUGGACCUGACUUGUUGCCGGGGGGUACUGGAUCCCCGGGGGGAUGUUCCAGAGAGAUGGACGUGGUAAUGACGAGUGCUUGAAGGUGGGUUAAAAGAGACUCGUUCAGUGCUGCCGACCGCAAAGGCCGGUAACGGCGGGUCGCUUGCAAAGCCGGCUGGACAAGCCCGCCAGCUGAUUGCCCCCAGCAGACCAUACGGCCAACCACCUAUAACCAUCAGCCAAGUCACCGCUGUUGUGUGAUCGAAACCACCAUGCUCUUUCUAUUGAUGUGUGUACAUCAGCUUCUAGAAGAGGGUUGAUGCGACGCUCGACUUGGGACAGACUAGAUGUUCAAUGGAGCAAAGCCCCCAUCUCCUCUGACCCUCUUCACGUCCACGUCCUCCGCGCCGCUCACUUUGUUCAGCGUCCAUGCCGACCGUGCGCUUCCCGAAGACAGCGGCGCUGUCUUCCUGUACGAUGACACUGACCAGCAGUUGGACAGUGCUGAGAAUGAUCCGACUCGGCUCGCUCGUGACGUACGCCGAUUCAAGCUGUGUAGCCAAUCUGGAAAAGGCCAAGUGACCUUACCGGGUGCUGAUGGGCCUAUCUUCCACGCAAGCAGCCGGCCGGGCAGGCGACUUUCAGAAACCGUUCUUCACCUCCAGAGUCCGAAUAUCAAGGCCACUAUGCUGCGAUGUCCGCCUCUAGGCUCUUCUGGCGCGCCCACAUUCUCACCCGAGGCUGGAGCUACAGUGGCACAAACGGAGAUGGCGCUUGAAGGUCUGCCCUUCUUGCAUCUUCACCUUGCACCUCUGGACGGCAUCGGUGGCCGCGCCCGACCGUUAAGUCUUGAGGUCGGCGUGCGUGACGCACGGGGGCAAUUGGCUCGCAUACGAGCGAGCACUUUCCAGCGCGACGCGAGCCUCUAUCUUCCAGUGCGGAAUACAAGCUCAGACAUGACUGGGAGCCCCCUACUGCAUCUUCCUCUCGACCUGCCAACUUCACCAGCCAAAGAUCCGACCGCGCUCACCGCUUGGUCUGUCAUGAGCUUGCCCUUACACCGUCUCAUUAAGCUGUUCAACAAUUCGUCAUUACAGCAUGCCGCACAGGAGCAUAUAUCAUCUCAUACACAGCAGGACGUUCAAGGGCAGUGUAAGCGGAUCGAAGGGUUCAAAAGCAUCGCAUACAUUCAUGUUCACGCUAAUGUACGACUCAGGCGGAUAUGGUGCACUAGCGACGGAUCAGUCGAACCGGGCAAGACGAAUGACCCGGAGAGCAAAGGCUUCCCGGAAUUUUGGCUGGUCCAUGCGGCUUGAAGGGUAUGUGGCGACAACACCCCACGCGCUCGAGACCAUCGUGCACUCCCCGGGAAAGCAACCAAAGUGUGGAGGUCCAGAUGGUGCCAUCAGGUUUCAUUUCCUUCAGCAUCUAUGUACAAUAAUCACACUCAGCGCAUUCAUGAGGAAUGUACAGGUAUGCU